Molecule: messenger RNA, 1002 nt
Organism: Fulvia fulva
Lineage: Eukaryota; Fungi; Ascomycota; Dothideomycetes; Mycosphaerellales; Mycosphaerellaceae
Exons: 2
Coding region: 1-1002 (333 amino acids)
Source: RefSeq, a predicted model, not a curated record
AUGCACGUGAGCCCCGAUUCCCGUUCGGUCUUUCGUGUAUCAGUAAAAAUGUCGCGUUCACCGAUACUUGAUCUUGCGAGAGAAAAGCUGAAGACUACCUCCAACGCCGCGAAGUCCGCCGAAGGGCCCCUGAUCCUUCACGAAGGCAUGUGGGAUGCAUGGCGCACCCAAUUCGAUGCAGGUCUCAAUGCACAACUCCUACGCGUUACGAGCAGCGAGAGCCCUGAUAUGACGCCUUAUGAGUUCAAAAUAUGGACAUGGCACGCAUUUGCAUACAUUGGAAUGCGCGUAUCACCCUACGUCUUGGAACGCGUUGCAAAGACGGGGAGCAAGAACGCAUUUCGAUUCCUGGAGACUCUUCGCAUGCUCGCCCAGCCUUUCCCGUUCUUCUGCAAGCCAGACCCAAAAGACAAGGGGCAACUCUCGUACGACGAGCGCCGGUGUGUAUACGACCACCUUCAAGAGCUGCAACCCAGGGUGGUCAACGUGAUUUUCAAACGGCCGGCGAUCGGUUUCUGCGAAGAGAUGACCAUGAGGGAUGCUAAAGUACCACCGUGUAUGCCAGCAAUCACACAAGUCAAUCGAGCGCUCAGGGAAGAAACAAGAGCAACCGCCAUUCGGAAGACGAUCUUCAAAUUUACCAUCCUGUCGGGGGAGUCCUUGGUGGGCUGCCUUCAGGACUUCGAACCAUAUCUGAGACGAUGGCUUCAAAAUGAUAUCCGUGAAGAUGACGAUUUGCUCUGGAAGAUUCGCCUGUGUACGCCGGAGGACAUUGAGAUGACAUUCGCCGGGAACGUGGUCACCGUGCAAAGCCUUGACCAGUCACUGUGGCCUCACGGUGACGACAUGCAUCCAUUUGCGCUCGCUCAGCAGGCUCGCGACGAGCGACUGCAGAAGCUACAGAACGUCGCCAGAGGGAUCAGCGCUCGACCAGUGCAGCCUGCCGACUGGAAGGCGCAAGCGAUACUUGCCAUCUUGCAGGCCGACGACGGACGGGUCUGA